Messenger RNA from Melanotaenia boesemani (Boeseman's rainbowfish), 4637 nucleotides. Its product is annotated as netrin-4-like. The transcript is spliced from 10 exons. Gene Ontology annotation, molecular function: protein binding. The coding region runs from base 60 to 1970 and encodes 636 amino acids. Gene Ontology annotation, cellular component: laminin trimer. Gene Ontology annotation, biological process: substrate adhesion-dependent cell spreading; cell migration; basement membrane assembly. NCBI's taxonomy places the organism in Eukaryota, Metazoa, Chordata, Actinopteri, Atheriniformes, Melanotaeniidae. The record is from RefSeq and is a predicted model, not a curated record.
GCUGUUAGAUGCUUUGCAGAGAAUAAUCUGACUUUUUCUGGAGUUACAGCGCCUAUAGGAUGAGACUCUGGACUCCGAUUAUCAUUUUCUCGGUGUGCGCAUCAUUCCCUCUGUCAGCUGAGGUUUCCCAAGUUGAAGAUGCAGCUUUGGAGCGCCGCUGUUUGGACCGAGCCUGUAACCCCCGCAUGGGUAACCUGGCUCAGGGCAGAUUGCUCAGCACGCAGUCUGUCUGUGGCUACAACUCCUCGGAGCCCUUCUGCUUCUUCCAACAGACCGCUGCCCCUCGCAGGAGGGAGUCCUGCUCGGCAGCGGAAUGCAGCCGGUGCAACGCUGCUAUCCCCAAACAGGCGCACCCUCCCUCCGCCAUGAGUGACUCCUCUUUCCGCUACCCUGACACCUGGUGGCAGUCUGCCGAGGGGGUAGAGGAGGAAAAGCUCCAGCUGGACCUGGAGACGAAGUUUCUAUUCACUCAUUUAAUCUUGGUGUUCCGCUCGCCCCGUCCUGUCGCCAUGGUGCUGGAGCGCUCCCAGGACCACGGGCACACAUGGAAGCCCCUUAGAUAUUUUUCCCGGCACUGCGAGGAGGUGUUCGGCCUUGCAGAGGGUUCACCAGUAAGGGAUGGUGGGGCAACUUGUACCUCCAAGUAUUCUGGAGCCUUUCCUUGUACCAGAGGAGAGGUGAUUUAUAAAGCCUUGUCGCCUUGGCACUCAUUAGAUCCCUAUGGACCGGCUGCUCAGGAACAGCUCAUGAUCACCAACCUGAGAGUCCAUCUGCUGCAGAGACAGCAGUGUCCGUGCCAGGCCAAACAUCCUGGAGCCGCCGUCCUCCCAAUGGACCAUUACGCCAUCUAUGAUUUCAUUGUGAAAGGCAGCUGCCUUUGCAAUGGACAUGCUGACCACUGUGUGCCAGCCAGGGGCUACAAACCCACCCAACAGAGGAGUCGCAACAUAGUCCAUGGCAAGUGUGUUUGCAGACAUAACACAGUCGGUGACCACUGUGAGCGCUGCGCACCUCUCUACAAUGACCUGCCGUGGCAGGCAGCCAACGGCAUCAUGGGUACUCCGCAUGAAUGCCAGAAGUGCAAGUGUAACAGCCAUGCCAAGAGCUGUCACUUCAGUCGAGGACUGUGGCUGGCGGCGGGCAGGCGGAGUGGAGGUGUGUGUGAUGACUGCCGCCACAACACAGAAGGCCGUCACUGCCAACACUGUAAGAAGGGCUUCUACAGGGACUCCAGCAAACCAAAAACUGCACCAGACUCUUGCAAAUCUUGCUCUUGCCACCCUGUCGGCUCCGUCUUCUCAGGUGGUAGCCCUCUCUGUAACCCAGGCAAUGGGGAGUGCACUUGUAAGCCAGGUGUUGCCAGCCCCCACUGUGACAGGUGCAUGAUGGGAUACUGGGGGCUUCAUGAAUACGGCUGCUGCCCAUGUGACUGCACAGAGGGCUGUGACCCCUACAGUGGUGACUGCAUUUCUGGCUCAGAUGUAGAGGUCCUCUAUGCAGCCGCUGGCCACAUGGGAUACAGCAGCAAUAAUAGUGAGACGGCACUCUUUAGGGUAGAGGAGCUUUUCUCUGCACUGCACCACUCUGAGAAAUGUGAAUGUGCAGAAGUUACCCUUGCCAGUCCUAAACUGUUCUGUGUUGCAGAGUUUGACUAUGUGUUGGUGGUGAAGGUGAUGUCUGCUCAUGAUAAGGGCUCUCAUGCAGAGGUGGAGGUCAAGGUUAAUAAGGUUUUGUAUCAGAGCCCUCAGAUGAAAAUCCAGUGGGGAAGUGUCACUCUGUUUCCAGAGUCUUGGAUCAUCAAAGGAUGUACCUGUCCUGUCCUCAAUCCAGGAUCUGAGUAUAUAGUGGCUGGUCAUGAGGACUGGAAGACUGGUCGACUUCUGAUCAACACCAAAAGCUUUGUUAAACCAUGGAAGUCAAGCCUGGGACGCAAACUUCUUCACAUCCUUAGAAAAGAAUGUGGUCGCUAGUAGAGAAUUAUCUAGAAAUUCAGUGGAUGGGGACAGGAAAUUAUCAUUUGUAAUAUACCGAUGUGAGAAGAAGAAAAUGAAACACUUGACAAAGGGACUCUUUGAACUAACUAAAAGUAAUAUGUUGUUGCCUGAAUGGAGUCUACGGAUGGAGGGCAGAUACCUUUGUCAGCCUACAGUUGCUGCAGGAUCAAAGAGAACAAAGCAAGCCAUAAAGACUUUCAUCCUGCAAAGAUGAUGUUGUAAUUUUAUUUCUGUUCUGUGCAAUUUCUCAGCUCUUAGGCUCUUCCACAUUAUUUUUUAUAACAAGAGCAUAUUUAACUGUCACCUAUAUUUUGUUUCCUUGGCAAAGUUGAUAUGAGUGAGUUGAAGCUGUAUCUGUUUCACUGAGAAUUGUUUUACUUUAAAUGUUUGCAAAUGCACUGAGAAUUAUUCCUACUUUCUCAGAUAUGUGGUGGUAGAGCAUGAACGAAUCAACAUCAGGAAGUGUGUGUGGGCAUGUAUGAUAUGUACAUAAUUUAAUUUUAUAUCCUUGACUAGGAGUCUGUGCUUUGCAUACCACAACAUGCAACUCCUGAAUGAGAAAAGAGGAUGAAAAAAACAUGAAAGAGAUAAGGCCGUUUAAUCUAAAGAGCUCUACUUUGAACUCUCAUCUGAUAGAGCAAAACUCAUCCUACUUCACUGUUUCUGGUCUGCAGCACAUUCUGUUGACUAAAACACUGAGGGUUAAAGUUUCUUGCAAGCCCUCUCAGCUAGUUUUAUUAAAAGAGUGAAACUUAUCAGACACUCAGACUCAGUCCGUGAGGAUUUUUUCUGUCCUGGAAAGACCUGCUUUCAUAUGAGAGUAAUAUAUUUUAUUUGAAGGCGCCUUUCAAGUCACCCAAGGUCACCUUACAGAUAAUAAAAGCAUAUCAGACAACAUUAAAACAAAGCAUCAGCCUAAAAUCAAGUGUAGCGAACAGUGUCAGAGUGAGUAUGCCAGUUCAAACAGGUUGGUUUUAAGUUUAGAUUUGAAUGGUAUGAUGGUGUCUGACUGUGUUUAAAGCUAAAGGCUGGGGAACCAUAGCACCGGGGCGUGAUGUGGGGAUGGUUAGUAGUCCAGCAGAGGAUGCGGCAGAGGCUGUAUUCUUGGAGGAGGUUGCAGAGAUAAGUGGGGUCUAGAUGUUGGAGAGUUUUGUAUCUGAGGUGGAAGUUUUUGUGAGGGAUGCAGUAUUGAACCAGGAGCCAGCGAAGUAGAAUGAAAAUGGGGGUGAUGUGGUCGAUUGAUUUGGUGCGGGUGAUGAUCCGGGCAGCUGAGUUCUGCAUAAUUUGCAGUUAGUUGAUGAGUUUGAGGGGAUUGUGGUCAGGAGGGCGUGACAAUAGUCAAUGAGGGAAGUGACAGAUGAAUGUUGGCUACCAGGAUUUCAGGGCUGGAUUGGGACAGUAAUGGAGAUGUGGCGAAGGAGGAAGGCAGUCUGGGUGAUGCUUAGAAUAUAAAAUGCAAAUGAAAGGGUACUGUCCAGAGUGAUGCCACAGCUUUUGACUUGAGUGGAGAAGGAAACAGGGAAUCCGUUAAUGGAUAUUUACUGGACAGGGUCAGAGUCUGAACCCAAUGCUGUCAGAGCGCAUUUGCAUUUGUGAGAAACUAUGGAUGCACUCUUAAAAUAUGCUACUCUUUCAUUCCUGUGACUCCUACUGCCCUAGAAUAAAUAUGUAUUUAGAGAUCGAGGGCUAGUUGACAUCACAGUGCAUUAGAUCCAGAGUGUACAGGCCAUUUUUGAACCAGGUCCAGUUAAGAAUAGGCCUGUUCUGCUGUCUCCAAGGAGAGGGAUAAACAUUUAGAGGGACAUGAUGCAUUCCUCAUCCAUGGCAUCACUACCCAUGUUCUUGUCCUAAAGACUUAAACAAAUUUGAAAAAAAAGGCCUGGAAAUUUCUUUUUAACAGAUAAAGUAGUCAUUCAGGGUAAAUGAAUGUAAUUUACCACAAACAUGAUAUUUAAAAUACCAUUUUGAUCUAUUGUCGGAUUUUUUUUUAUCUAAGCUGGAUAGAAUGCACAUUAGUGACCUCAUUCUUUAUAUUUCUGGGAAAAGUCUAUUUAUUUUCAUGGUCUCAUUGUGCUUGUGCACAAGACUUUAAAUAACCUUAUGUGACUUACUGAAAUGUCUUCAAAUGACAGGAUCAUUAUGGUUAUCGCCCUCCAUUGGUCAAAAGCGAGAAUAAUGGUUCUACUAGGUUACGUCACCCUGCCACAAAGAAAUACAAGCAUACAAUAAACCUUAAUACAUGAUAAUUGAAGUUUAAAAUAAGUUUAAACUAUAUCAGAGAGGUGUUGAUUUAGCUUCAUGAUCAUUUUUAGGAUGCAGUUUGUGCUGCUGUUACACGGUUUUAUUCUGAGAGGAUUUUUUUCAUUAUUGGAUUGUUUUUUUUAUGACAGACCAUACUUAUUUUAGCAAGCUGUACCUAAAUAAAUAACAAGUUGGUGGUUAUUUGUUCUGUGUUUGAGCUGCUAGAUUCACUAUGGUGCUUAAAAGUUAGUGAAUCCUUUAGAAUUUGUUUUGUACAUUUGUAUAAAUUGGACUUGAAAUAGAUUAGAUGUGUAAAUAAGUCCUACAUGUAGAAUAACUGCAAUUAAAUAAAUUAAUAAAUUAAAACUAUUCUCCUUGACUAUUCAUGUAUUGAGGAAAAUA